UCUCAGGACUUGAGGUGACCUGCUGUUUUUAGGACGCUUCAGAGAAGAGAAGAGAAGAAGUGCUGCAGGUUCGACUCGCUUUGAAGUCAUUCAUUAUAAGGGGAAAUCUUCAUCAGGAGAGAAGUGUUGUGUCGCUCCCUGGGCUAAGGGUUUUCUCAGUGAGGAAGGGCGACAGCAGCGCUGGGUUGAGGCACCCAGAGGAGGAGGAGGAGGAGAAGAAGGAGAAGGAGAAGAAGGAGAAGGAGUGCAUGGCUGGGUGAGACGCGGAGAGCCCGGUCCGGCCUCAGCGCUACAUGGAGGAGUUCAGCAGCAGAUAAGCAUGGACGUGGUCGAUGAAACGGAGGCUUUACAGAGGUUCUUUGAAGGUCAUGAUAUUAACAGCUCUUUGGAGCCAACAAACAUUGACACCAGUAUCCUGGAGGAAUACAUCAGCAAAGAGGACGACAGCACAGAUAUCUGUUUUUCUGAAGUCCACAGCGGCCCAGCGCCUAACUACUCCUCCCCCCAGGCCGGAGCGUCCUCCUCUGGGGGGGUGGUGUGUGGCGUGAGCCCCCUUAUCUCCCAGCGCCAGGGUACUCCUCAGUCUGUACCCACAUCGUGCCAGAACCCCUAUCCCCCUCCACCGCCACUCGGCCUUCUCAGACACAGCCAUCCCUGCCAGAGCCACCACCAUCACCAGCCAGUCACACAGCCCCACAUCAAACCUGAGCACUGCGCUCACUACGCAGCCGGAACACUACCCGAGUCUCCACCAGACUCUAGCUCGGAGCCCUACUCCCCCCAGCAAGUGAAUGAUUCGCACAUGCUUCGGACCAUGACGCCUGAGAAUAUGUGUCACAUGACUACUCCGCCACCCCUGCCACCCCACAGCCACUAUCCCAACAUACAUCGGGACAUGUACCUGAAACCCGAGCCCAUGAUUUCACAGUACCCGAUUGGUCCAGCCAGCAGCGGGGGUGGUGAUCUGCAACAGGGUCAGAUGCUCCAUCAACUGCUCCAGCAUCCACAAGGACAAGAUGGUAUACCUAUUCACCAAGCAAAGAAGAGAAAACACUCAGAUUCUCCUAACAGCACUCUCAAUGCUCAGAUCUUGACUGGCAUUAUCAAGCAAGAACCAGGUUUGAUGCAGGACGCCGAGAACUCGUAUUUGGACCCAAACUACCAGUGCAUAAAAUGGCAGCCGCACCAACAGAACAAAUGGACUCCGUUAUAUGAUGCCAAUGGAAAAGAACUCCCGAUGCCCACGUACAGAGUGGAUGCUGACAAAGGUUUUAAUUUUUCUUUGGCUGAUGAUGCGUUCGUGUGUCAGAAAAAGAACCACUUCCAGGUCACUGUGUACAUUGGCAUGUUGGGUGAUCCCAAAUAUGUGAAGACCAGCGAAGGGCUGCAACCGAUUGAAUGCUUCUACCUAAAACUUAAUGGAGUCAAGUUAGAAGCCAUGAACCAGACGAUCAAUGUGGAACAGUCUCAGUCUGACCGCAGCAAGAGGCCAUUUAAGCCUGUACUGGUUACUUUGCCCCCGGAACAAGUAACCAAGGUAACAGUGGGUCGACUGCAUUUCAGUGAGACUACAGCCAAUAAUAUGAGGAAGAAGGGCAAGCCAAACCCUGACCAGAGAUACUUCAUGUUGGUGGUGGCUCUCCAGGCUCAAUCCCACACUCAGAGCCAUACAGUGGCAGCUCAGGUGUCUGAGAGGAUCAUCGUCAGGGUAACCGCUGCGUCUAACCCGGGUCAGUUUGAGAGUGACAGUGAGGUGUUGUGGCAGAGAGGUCAGUUGCCUGAUUCAGUGUACCACCAUGGCCGAGUGGGCAUCAACACCGAUCGACCUGACGAGGCUCUGGUCGUCCAUGGCAACCUGAAGGUCAUGGGUUCCCUGGUACAUCCAUCUGACAUCCGUGCCAAGGAGAAUGUGAAAGAAGUGGACACCACAGACAACCUAAAGCGAAUCUCUCAGAUGCGGCUGGUGCAUUACCAGUAUAAGCCUGAGUUUGCUGCCACUGUGGGCAUUGAGAACACUGCAGAGACUGGAGUUAUAGCCCAGGAAGUCCAGCAGAUCCUUCCAGAAGCUGUGAAAGAUGGCGGAGAUGUAGUUUGUGCCAAUGGAGAGACCAUCCCUAAUUUACUGGUAGUCAACAAGGAUCGCAUUUUUAUGGAGAAUGUCGGAGCAGUGAAAGAGUUGUGUAAACUGACCGAUAAUCUGGAAACUCGAAUCAAUGAACUGGAACGGUGGAGUCGCAAACUUGCUAAACUACGACGCCUUGACAGCAUGAAGAGUACUGUCAGUGGGGGUACAAUUAGCCUAACAGGAAGCUACUUUAGUAGAACAGGAAGUGGUCCACUUAAGAAGAAAGCAGCCAAAGCAGGAAAUAAGAGUGCAGCUCCAGAGCAGGGCUGUUUGAGUCACCGGUUCCUGCAGGGUACCAUACUGGCCCUGGUCAUCAUCAUGGCCUUCAGUGUCAUCUCAAUGUCCAUACUGUAUGUGCUAAACCUGCAUCAGCACAGCAACAUGGCUGAGGCAGAUAGUUCUAUGUCCUCCUGUGUUUUCUCCAUCUCCUGGAUGCGCUUCUUCACUGCCACUGUCACUUUCUGUCCAUCCAUCUGUUUAUGGACUCGCUCUGCUCUUGGCUCAUCUAGUAAAGCAGUUUAUUCACCCCCCAUCUCUACAAUCUCUUCAGACAUAGACAUAGACUCCACCUCUCCAACUCUGCCUAAUCGUCUUAUCUGCUGCCCUCCAACAACUGCCAACAACCAAUCAGCUACUGUCAGCCUGCAGCCAAGCACCAACCAAUCCAUGUCAGACUCCAGUAGUCCUGCUCCCACCAUGGCCAGUAUAAAUAGGAAGGCAAAGUCUCGUGGGUUGGAUAAAGACAGCAGGAGUAGAAACAGGCUGAGUCACACUUCAUCCCCUCUCUCCCUCAGCAAGUCCAAGAAAAUUCCUCUACCCUCAGAUAUGGACACAGGAGGCAACAGUAACCGUCUCCCUGGGCCACGCAGGCAACGCAGCGCACACACUCAGGAUGGACAUUUCCUGCCGUCCCUAAAUGAACUUUACAUCGUCGAAACUAAUCAGGAAUUGAAGACACUGAACUGUGCUUCAUCUCACAGUUGCAGCUACACUGUAUUUCUGCACAGGAGUCAAAAUUCCUCUAUGAGUCACAUCACUCUACAUAUGAGGUUCUCUGAAAUUGUAUGGGUAUGGCAGUGUAGUGUCACUAGAGGGCGUCUUUGCCCAAACCACACAGAGACCGAUUUUUCUGAACGCAAAGGUGCCUUCACAAAGGGGACCAGUCACUUGUGGUCCUUUCCACUGGCAUCAGUCCAAGAUGCCACCUACCAUUUCCGGGUUUCAGUCUAUGGUGAAAUGGGCUGCUCUGGGUCUGAAGAACAGAAGCUGCAGGACACUACACCAUUCAUUGAUUACCAUUUUCUCAUCCAAAGCAGAUGCACUUAAAGGCAUGGGAAUUUGUCAGAACACGUCUCUUCAGGAAGUGCUUUACAAUAACAGACGCCACUGUCAAAACAAAUAUGCCCUAUUACCUCUAAGAAAUAUCUGACUCCAUGACAGGAUUACCCCUCGCUCACUGAUACUGCUGACACCGCAUACGCUAAUAAAGAAGAAAAGUACUAUACUACUUCCCUUGUCGCAAGGGUACAUCUUUUGAACCUUUAAAUUGUGUAUCUUUCACCUAAAAUGAAGUGAAUAUGGUGUACCUUCAAAUGAGUUACAGAAUUAAAGAUCACUACUGUACCUUUAAGAAUGAAAACUAUAAAAGUACAGUACCGUACAUGCAUCUUACCAGGUUUGAGAUACAUACUAGUUGUACAAAAGAUGCGUACCCAUUGACAAUGAAAUGUUUGGUUGAAUGCCUUGUUUUCUUAGAGUGCAAACGAUCUCAUAAUACACUGGUGAUUUGCACACGUUUCCUAGCUGAUACAAGUGUAAUUACAUACCGCAUCGACGAAAAUGACACACAAAGGACAUUUGCUUGUACUGUAACUACCUGGAUAACUGGAUAACUACAUGGAUGAUUUUCCUAAUCAUGAUUUAACUCUGUAUUUGGAACGCAAUACUCACCUUCUCAAAAGGUAUAUUUCUUCUAUUUUUUUUUUUUUUAUGUUUGUGUUUGUUACACUGCAGUCCUUGACUUGCUACAAUUCCUGGUGAAGAAAAGAAAUUAGGUUCAAAAUAUGUUGGGGGUGAAAGCGUUACGUGGUUCAGUAACUACAUUCAGUAGUGAAGAGUAAUAACCGUAACCACUUAAUACAGUAUGAA
This is a messenger RNA of Ictalurus furcatus (blue catfish), 4273 nucleotides long. It is a transcript of the gene myrf, whose product is annotated as myelin regulatory factor. Gene Ontology annotation, molecular function: sequence-specific DNA binding; DNA-binding transcription factor activity. Gene Ontology annotation, biological process: positive regulation of DNA-templated transcription; central nervous system myelin maintenance; protein autoprocessing. The transcript has 28 exons. NCBI's taxonomy places the organism in Eukaryota, Metazoa, Chordata, Actinopteri, Siluriformes, Ictaluridae. The record is from RefSeq and is a predicted model, not a curated record. The coding region runs from base 320 to 3451 and encodes 1043 amino acids. Gene Ontology annotation, cellular component: endoplasmic reticulum membrane; nucleus.